Aspergillus thermomutatus is the source of this 1830-nucleotide messenger RNA. RefSeq names its product putative DNA-directed RNA polymerase III RPC4. NCBI's taxonomy places the organism in Eukaryota, Fungi, Ascomycota, Eurotiomycetes, Eurotiales, Aspergillaceae. The transcript has a single exon. Gene Ontology annotation, cellular component: RNA polymerase III complex. The record is from RefSeq and is a predicted model, not a curated record. Bases 1 to 1830 code for a protein of 609 amino acids. Gene Ontology annotation, molecular function: DNA binding. Gene Ontology annotation, biological process: transcription by RNA polymerase III.
AUGCCUCCCAAAGCCGUCCGUCGAGGCGCAGCAGCGGCAGGAGGAGCCGCAUCGCGACAAACCACCGGCGAAGCCGCAUCGAACACUCCUACUGGAUCCGCCUCAUCCACACCCCAGCCGUCCACGGCCUCAGGCACAGCUGCUGCACCCUCCACACGAGCACCCGUGCAGCGCCUCCAGUCGCUGAAGAAGCGCACACCCUCCGGUAGUAUCGGACCCGCCGCGAGACCUCCCGCCGCGGCAGCGCCAGGAAAUGGAGAGCCGGCCAAGCCAACACUGAAAUACAAGCCUCGCGCCGUGGGGCGGCGCAGCAAAGAAGAGCGAGACGCGAUCGAGAAGCUCGAGGCGGAGCGGAAUCGGGAGCGAUUGGCUGAGGUGGCGGCCAUACGACGAGGGCGGCGAAAUGCACAGCGAGGCAGGGGAGAUCCCGGGCGAGGACGCGGGGGGCCUGGGGGUCCGCUUGGAGGUGGGCGACGAGGCCGUGGUGGGCGGUUCGAACCGGAUUCGCGAGCGUCGUCUAUGUCGCGGAGUCGAUCGGUUAUCGAUAUGGGUAGUGGUGCGGUUAGUCGCCAUGUAUCCUCGGAUGAAAGUGAUACGGAGACUAUACUUCCCAUUGACCAGAUCGAGCUCGAUAGCGAUGAGGACUUGGAUGAUGUUGCGGAUAGUAAGAAGGGAAAGGUUCCCUUGCGGUAUGCGGACCGGGAGAAGGGCCUUCGCCCUGUUCGUGUUGAGCGCCAUGAGCACGAGGAACGUGUGGUCAGUGUCAACAUGGAGUCCAGCACGAGUAAACCGGCCGAAGCUGGAGCCCAGGAUGAGGAUGAGGAGGAGGAAGUUCUGGUGCAGGUGACAAGGCCCAAACCUGCCGAAGACGAUUCACUCUUCGUGCGGGAUGACGAUGAGACUGAGCCUCGGGUGAAAGAGGAACCUGUGGAUGAUGAAGACCAGACAAUGACUGAUGCUGUCCCCCAUGUCGAUGAGGCCGCAACGAAUGACGAUGGCUUUCUUCCAGCGCAGAAGGUCAAAGUCCGCAGACGACUAAGUCCCAAGACUCCCGAGCCCGAGCCCGAGCCGGAACCCGCACGCGCACCCGUACCUCCAUCCAAACCUGCCGUGGCAAAAGACCCUAGAAGCUUGCUGCGUACAAAGGAAGACAUUGAGGAAUAUGAGAGACAUGCCAAGGACCUCGAGGCCAUACUGGAACUCCUUUCCGUCGAGCCCAAAGAGUCCCGGCCAGAGCGAUCGGAGCCCCCGGCUGAAGCGGCGGAGGGCUCAACAGAAGCACCCGAAACGGCAGUGAGUGACAAAGAGAAGGAAGAGAAAACAGAGGAUGCCGAAGAGGACGAGGUCAAAGAUAAACUGGCGGGCCAACUGUUCCUCAUGCAGUUCCCUCCCAUGACACCCAACCUCAUAGUCCCGGGCACCGGUCGUGGUAGCACGGAGGAUGCAGCUACAGAAGACACGCAUGCUAUCCCUGGUGGCACACGAUCAGGUGAAGCCGCCGUCAAGCUGGAGAACGGCGAAGUGGAGAUUCUGGACGGAGCGGACGGGACCGCAAGCAAAGAGCCAUCGAAGAUCCUCACCGCGGCGGACUGGCAGCUGAGCGCCGGACGGGUCGGGAAGCUGAACGUUCACAAGUCGGGCCGAGUCACAAUGGACUGGGGCGGUAUCAGCUUCGAGCUCGACCGGGCUACAUCGGUCGACUUCCUCCAGGAGGCCCUGAUCGUCUCGGCGCCGGAAGAGGGCAUCCCAGAGGAAGAGAACAGGGUAUGGGCUAUGGGGCAGCUCAGUGGCAAGUUCACUGUCACGCCUGACUGGGAGAAGAUGCUUUAA